AUGUGGAGUGUAGCUAAAAGAGAACAUCAAAGACCCAUAUUUGCCACAUUGGUCGUAACUGACGUUAAACCAGAAACUCCUGCUUCACCCGACAAGCUUCUCCUAGCACAACACUACAUCUCAAGAAUGACGACAAAAGCACCACGAAAACCACUUCUGAUGAAACUUCCUGAUUCGGACUCUGUAAAAAAUGACUUUUUUAAGUUUUCAGAGUUUGUAGACCCGUCAGGAAAGCUUAAUUUUAAUGGUAAAGCAAUCAUACAUGCCCAAGGAGUGGAUUUUAGCAAUGGCACCAGUUACAAGAUUAAUAUGCAAGAAUUAAAGGUAAUGGAAGAAAUUGGAAAAGGACAAUAUGGAACAGUACAAAAAGUAUUCCAUAUACCUACCAAUGUUACAAUGGCUAUGAAGGAAAUCCGCCUUGAACUUGAUCAAGCAAAAUUGAAACAAAUAUUAAUGGAGCUGGAUAUUCUCCAUAAAGCUAAAAGUGAAUAUAUUGUAGAUUUUUACGGAGCUUUUUUCAUCGAAUCUUGUGUAUAUUAUUGUAUGGAGUAUAUGGAUGCUGGAUCAUUAGAUAAAUUAUAUGGAAAUGGAGUACCUGAAGAUGUACUUGCAAAAAUUACAAAUUCUAUGGUAAAAGGGUUAUCAUUCUUGAAAGAUAAGUUGAAUAUCAUUCAUCGUGAUGUAAAACCCACAAACGUUCUUGUAAAUAGAGCAGGUGAGGUAAAGCUGUGCGAUUUUGGAGUAUCCGGUCAAUUGACACAAUCACUUGCGAAAACUAAUAUUGGGUGUCAAAGUUAUAUGGCGCCUGAACGGAUACAUAGCAGUGAAGCUAGCACAUACACCGUGCAAUCAGAUGUUUGGUCUCUUGGAUUAGCCAUGGUUGAACUUGGAACCGGAAAAUAUCCAUAUCCUGUUCCGGAUAAGAAUGAACAAAUUAGUAUGUUUGUUCAGUUAAAUGCUAUCGUCACAGGAACACCACCAUCGCUACCUGAGGACAAAUUCUCAGAAGAAUGUCGAGAUUUUGUAGCUCAAUGUUUAAGUAAACGUCCUCAAGAUCGUCCUACAUACAAGCAGUUAUUGGCCCAUACUUUCUUAGUAAAAUAUGAAGAGCUAGAAGUAGACAUGAAAUCAUGGGUAGAGCAAGCAUUAUCUUUAAGGAAGAAUGAAGAGAAUGAACAGAAUGAACCAUAG
This is a messenger RNA of Dentiscutata erythropus, 1191 nucleotides long. Lineage: Eukaryota; Fungi; Glomeromycota; Glomeromycetes; Diversisporales; Gigasporaceae. The record is from the annotation of a GenBank genome assembly.